Cynoglossus semilaevis (tongue sole) is the source of this 7969-nucleotide messenger RNA. RefSeq names its product testis and ovary specific TOPAZ 1 (gene topaz1). Gene Ontology annotation, biological process: spermatocyte division. NCBI's taxonomy places the organism in Eukaryota, Metazoa, Chordata, Actinopteri, Pleuronectiformes, Cynoglossidae. The record is from RefSeq and is a predicted model, not a curated record. The transcript has 21 exons. Bases 429 to 5273 code for a protein of 1614 amino acids.
UGUCAGUCAUUUUUGUCAACAGUGGUGUGAUAGCUGUUAGCUUAAAGGUGAGAAGUCAAGUUUAUGUGGGUUUUAUCUGUGAUUUUGUUUCCUUUUACAGUCUAAAAAUGUCAAGAGAACAAUACCGCGGUGUUUAACUUCACUGGUGUGCAUGUAUAAGUUAAUGUUUGUUUCUAUACGAUGCUGUUAUACGAAAUACUGUAAUAUAGACCUUACAAAAAAGCUAUGCUAACCUCACGCAUGCGCAUUUCCGUCAUCUUCAGUUACGUCGGCUUGUAGUUUCUAUGUUUGACCAGAGGGGUUUGGCGCGGGAGUAUGAAAUGCUAGUUGAAGCAGACACACGGUAAAAGUCGCAGCGAAUGUUUUGGUUGCAUUUUAUCGGAACUAGGGGAUAAAAAGGUUUGCGUGCUCCAGUUUCGUUUUCUGCUAUGUUCACUAUGUUACCGUCUUCGAGCCGAGUCAAACUUAACCGUGUCGCGCUUAAAGACGUGGUUGGGAUUAGAAUGGUGCCAAGGCGUAAACGUGAAGGCAGAACGCUAGGUGACGUGACGACGGAACCAACAGAGCAGGAGGUGACACACCAACAGGUGACAGCUACAGCGUUUGACUCCAUGGAGGCAAAGAAAUGCCGAGUAGAUACUCAAAGAACGAAGAGAAGAAGAAAUUCACACAGUACGAAGGAUUGUACGGCGAACCGAGAGAGACCCAACACUGACGAGUACAAUUUCAAUACAUCUCCAAGAGAUGCUGCUAUCGAACGGUCUUUGAGACAAGCAGUCACACCUACCAGCUGUAAUGUCUUUGGUGAUUGUAACUACCUCACGCCACAGAAGAAGACACCACUUAAAAAAGGGCAGCCAAACAUCGAGUUUAAGACCAGUGAAGGCCAAUCAGAGACAAGCGCUAAGGAAAUUGCUUUAUAUCCAAGAGUGACACUUUGUGACAUAUCUCAAAAAUGUGAUGUGUGCACCCACAACUGUGGAUAUAAGUUGACUUACUUCCUUAAAACCAAGAGAAUACAUUGCUUCAAACGUGACAUGAGAACUGGAUCUCGCCUCAGGCCUAGUUGUGUUUGGCCUAGCAAACAAGACCGUACUGAAACUAUUCCUUUUACCAAUAGGUUGUGUCCUAAGUCUAAGGCAAAGAAAAGCACAAGUCAGUGGAAAAGACUGGCCUACAAUCAGAGACAAAUGACAAAGAACAUUUCUUCCAGGUGCAGCACGAUUGAUUUCCUCAACAAUCAGACAAGUGAAGGCUCUGCAACUUGUUUUAAUUCUUUCUUAUUAAGUUCUAAUAUAAGCGAGCCCAGGACUAAUAUGUUGGUCAGAGAUGUUGAGAAGGACAUUGGCCCACAAAGUGACUGCAUUGAAGCUUUUUCUGACUUCCAGGGCGUGGAUUGCAAAGACAUUCUGAAAAGUAACUCUUUGGAAAAAGUUUAUUCAGAACUAUCUUGCGAUUUUAAGGCAUGUCAAGAAUCAAGUGGUAGCAGCAGGACUGAUAACUGGGCUGAGAAAAACAGCGUUGCUCCUGAUUAUCCGUAUGGACAGAUGUGUAACUCAGAAGAAUCUGAUCCCACAGAGGUCCACCAUCAGAAGAAUGAGGUAGAAGCAAAUGAUCGAGAGUCCUUCACUUGCCAAAGAGUCCGGGUCUACUGCGGAAAAGUAAACAAAAACGUUUCUUGUGCAAGGACAUGCAUGCCUUGGCCUUUUUCAAACACACGAUGCACUUUCGCUGCACACGCUGAUACUACGGUAUGUCAAAAAGGAGCCAAUCACCUGUCUACUGGAGACAACUGUGACUUAUCACUGAAUCAAGAACAGAUCUGUUCAUCAAAUCAUCAAAAUAAUCACAUUGACAAUCUCUCAAAUGAACCUAGAGACUUUUCAUCAAACACAAUCUGCCAAAGCUUUAAAAAAGAGGUGAACGAAACAAAGGCUGGAGAUGAUAGUUUAGUCCCCACAAACAGAGAAAGAUGUGGUAUAGAUACCAGUGUUUUCUGGGAUAAGAACAACACUCCCUCUUGUACUGAAUUUGAAAUUGUGUCAGUCCCAGGCUUGACCCAAUCUACACCAAUUAAAGGACCGCAGUUGGACAGCUCCAUGUCCACUUCUUCCCCCUCAGAGCUUGGCCUGAGCGACUGGGAAACUACCAAACUUAAGUCUCCCGUGUCGUCGAACCUCUUACAGAACAGCCUCUCAGCCAUAGCAUCGCCUGUUUCCCCUUCAUUGGAUUUAACCGAGACAAAGUUGGCAGAUUCCACAAGUACAUCGUCUGGCCGUCUGGUAACAGAAAAGCAUCUGUUUUGCAGUGACGAAAUGCAGCUGACCUGUUCUUUACACACAUCUUCACCUGUUCUUCUGCACAGCUCCAACUCAUUUCAUUCUUGUGAAUCCUUAUCCUUCCUGCCUCAAGAAGGCAACAGGGAAGGUACGUCACAACUGGAACCUGAUAACGUUACACACCACAGUUCCUUGUCACUCAACAGAACCGAAGAACUAUUCACUGACUCAAACAUGGCUGAGUUACUGCUUUCACCAAUACUUUCUCCCGUUCGUUCACCCCAACGAUGCGUGUCCCGCAGCAAAGAGAAAAGCUCCACCAACCAGCAAACAUUACCUGGACAUGAUGUGACUCAUAUGAGUGAAGAUAAUCAAAACAGGAGAACAUGUCUUGACAUCCUCCAAAGAGCUUCAAAGGGAAAUGAAGAAAUGGAUGGAAUCUUGUCCAACUCUACAUCUGUCCCUUCGCACAAUCACAGUGUCCAUGUGAUUGAUGGGAUUCAGGAUGAACUUGAAAACUCUGAGGAUGAGCAACAGGAUGUUCUCUCAGAAAUUGUCCCUUCACACGUUUUGUCAAAAACACCCUGUUCUUCCAGAAGCAAAGAAAGAUCCAGUCCACCUGAAAUGGAGAAAACUGACAAAGAGGACGCUGCUGCUACAGACGCCACCAUUUUGGACGAGUUUUCAGCGUACGAAAGGGAUAUCCUGCUUGUCGAUGUGAUCCAGGACGAUCCCGAGCUGUUUGAAAGCCUUCCCGAGAAGGGUUUGCUUAAACUUGGUCCAACAAGAGUGUGGAAAGCCGCUAACAGAUCGUCCGUGAAGAGAUGUAACGCGUCAGCUGACGUUGACCAGAAAUUAUCAGGAGUUGUCGCGAACGUUGAAAGUGACCAUUGUGAUGUCACAGAGGAAGAUAACGACAGACCCUGGAGACCCCAGGGUAGCAGAAAUCCCCCUGCAGUGCAAAUACAGCCAGGACCUUCCUCAGACAAGCAAACCAGACACAAGGUUUAUCCCGCAGACAAACGGGAGCAAAAUCCUGAAGGAAAAGACCAUUUUGACGUCAACAAUAAUCAUCCGAGGAGUAAAGCGAGCCAGUGCUUUCAAACCUUAGGCCCACAGCAGAAAAUCUCCCCUCUCAUGAGUCAGAGAAACAGUGAAGAGCCAAGGAUCUCAAACCAAACCAACAUUUCAAAUUUCAGACCCCAGAAGUCUAAUACUGUUAGAAACCAGAACAAACCAGAACAAACCAGAACAAACUACUGCAGACAGUACUUCAGCGAUUCAAUGUCGUGUGGAUUCAAGGUGUGUCGAUUCCAACAUGUACCUAUGGAGGGAGAUGAGAAGUUCUGCAUGGAAAAAGUGACACAGUUUAUCAACAAGCCAAUAUGUCUUCUGAAAGCAGGGGCCGUGUUUGCAGGCUAUUACCUGAACAACCCGCCUGGCCUGUAUUUCUCAAUGUCAGUGUUUCUGACUCUGCUCUGGUCUCUGCUCAGAGCCAACAUGGUGUCCAGUGUCCUCUUAGUUCUCAGAGCAGGCCUGACCCACAAGAUUGCGCCUGGCCCUGAGUUCCUGCUGGCUCUGUACAACUUUGUGAGAGAGAAGGGUCUGAUGGGUUGUGUUCCUGAACUCAUACAACUUACAUUCAAGAUGGCCAGAGAAGGUCAGGUAUUGAAUUUGGAUUGGAUCGAAUGUGUUCAAAAUACUCCAGAGUUCCAGCACGCGGUCCAUCAUGACUUCAGUGCGUCACUGUCAGCCAACCAAGGUGCUCCAUUUCCAGAUUACCUGAGCCUGGCCCACUCCGUUGUGGAGGUCGAGCUUUGUACCAAGCAGGAAGACUGGAGGAGGAUGGGAAAGGUUUUCAGGUCUAUCUGCCAGUCCAUCCAUCAUCCCAACAACGUAGAACAAAUCUGCGGUCACAUUGCCAUCGCUCUCCUCUCUGACAUCAAAGAUAAAUUGUCGGUGCCCUUUGCUACAUUCGCUGAAGCAGUGUUUCAGAGCAAAGGUGACAAUGAAGAUGCCCUCGUUCACAGUUUUUUUGGAAGGAUUGGCGUCUCACUCAUGUUGAGGUACCACAAAACGCACCAGUGGGCCAAGGGUCGGAGGGUGGUGGAGGUGCUGUCCCUUUCCAAAAUCAGUUACUCCACACUUAAAAGUCUGUUUGGGAAUGAGGAUGGAACAUCACGCUGCUCACUGAUCACCAAGGCCNUCCUGCUGAGCGGCAGCGUGGAAGGAGCACUGAGCACACUGAGAGAAAACAAUUGGUUCCAGAGUGCUCCCUUGUGGCCGUGUGAGCCUGCAGAUCUGACAAGCAGGAGUCAUGUGCUAAUGCAAUUGGCUGAGAAAACAUCUCACCGAGACGCACUGGAGGUUCUUUCAAACCUUCCUGGAAUUAAAGAGCCAAAUGACUUGAUUGAUAUUUUCAGCUACUCGCCAGUGUUUGAACAUCACCUCCAAGUGUGUGUGGACAGACACAUCCUGACUGUAGCUUCAGACACAGUGGACUUAAUGUUGUCUAAUAACUUGAAAGUGAACCAGGUCGUUCUGCGUAAACUCUUGCACAAUCUUGGGAAACAAAACCAUUGGCUUCGUGCAAGGGAAGUCUUCAAACAUGCUCUGAGUGUAGGUUACUACCCAGGAGUGUCGGCUCCCUCUGGUUUUAUGACACUGAUCGUCCCCAGUCACCUGUGGGAGGUGGAGCUGGUCCUCACCUUUGAGAUGUUCAUUUCUGUCAAUGCAACGGUCAUCCUGCAACUUUUGGACAACACCACCUCCAGCCUCACGAUCACUCUGAAAAGGAUUCAAAGCCUUGAGAGUGAAUACCUGUGUGCUGGCAGCCGCCUCCUCUGUGCAGCCUGCAUCCUUCAGCCCAAACUCUCUCUUUACUUGAAAACCGUUAACUCCUCACAAGAGCAAGUUUUCACACUUAACAUUUCCUCUGCUCGACGGUGGCUUCACCACAAUCAUUCAUGGGCCAAUGAAGUGUGGCUCAAAUGACCGACUCCCGACAUUCAUUCCGUAGGAUUCCCUGGAACUACUUGACAGAUCAAAUAAUCUUGUAUUUCCUCAGUGUCAUUGUGAAAAUGACAGAUUAAAUUAGGAAAAAAUAGACUCACGUUCGUAUUGUUUUGAAUUACGAGUUUAAAAAAAAAAAGUAGAAUGGAUCUGAUCAUUCUUUUUGUUCAGAAUCGUCUAGGUCAAAUGUAAAUAUUUUUCUCUUUGUUUUAGCUGACUCAUCACUCUGUUUUGUGUUAUUUCACCUUGGAAAACCAACCCCAACACUAUGUUUGGUAGAGUGGGCAUCCUGAGAUUAGGACUUAAAUUGCAACUCUUAUCUAAAAAAAGGAAGAAAAAAAAGUGCUCAUGAAUAAAUUUCACAGUGUAACAUAAUUGUUAAUAAUAAUAAUCCGUUUAGCCGCUGACUGUCAAGUGUGCUUUAUUGUUUCUGUUUCUCUGCAGGUUUCACAGGAAGUUCUGGUCUAAUAAAUUGACAUUUGUUGUCCUUUACAUUUUUGUGACGCAUAUGUUUUUCGUCUAUUAUGUUGACUUACAGUAAAGGAAUCUAAUCAGCCUGGCCUGGAAACAGAACUGUAUCAUCUUCAGCUCAGGUUUUUCUUUGUUGCAUUGACAUAUAUUUGGUCGAAUGAUACGGCGCUAAUUCAAACUUUGUUUUGUGUAUCUUCAGUAGACACUGGUAGCUGCACUGAUGUGAGAGCCUUUUUUUUUUUUUUUUCAUUGCAGGACACCGGGCACAUAUAUAGUAAGCUGUUUCCGUUGUUGGAUGUUGCUCCAGUUGCUGACAAACAGUCAAAGUGCUGCGUUGUGGAUGAAAGGUGGAGAUGGAAUGCACGUGUGCUGAGGAGACGUAGUGGAAACUUUGGAAUAACAAAGUUGCAGAUGGCGCUGCAAGGUAGGAGAAAAAAUUAUGUAUAAUAAAAUAGUUAUUUAGUUUAUUAAUUCUCAAGUUCCUAAGUUCUGUCAAAGGAGCACUUAGGGUAAGAGUAGAAAUAGGCCAUCAGGGCCAUCACAUGGUAUAGACAGAUGUGAUUUCUUAACAUUGUCAAAAGGCCCAUAUCAGAGGAAAAUUGCUGUAAAUAAUAGCAAAUUACUGUACAGCCGUACGUCUGUACGUGCAUGACCCAGAGACGGCGAUAAUCCUCACAGAGAAGUGUUUGUGUGUGUCCCUGUCUCAGCUGCUUCUGUGGAGGGUGAUUCAUAUCACAUGAAUUAUUCUAGAACAUACAGGAUGGUAGUCAACACAGCCAAUGCUGUUGGGGGGGGGGGGGGGGGGUUCCAGCUCUGUGUCAACAUGGACAAAGUUCAAACACUGUGGGUAGGAGUAGUUGCUUUUGUUCAUCAUCAUAUAAUCUCUUAAAUUUCUUUUCAACAAAGUCAUGGAUUUUUAUUUUCAAAUUUUUUUUUUUUAGUUAGGUGUGAAUGGUGCAUAUUAAAUCAAUACAAUACAGAAAGAAUUUAAAUUUCCACCUGGCAUUGUACUAUGUUGCCACAGUCAGAAAUUAUUAUUUUUUAGAAUGUUUUUUAUAAAUUACGUCCAUGUUGUAGUUAUGAUCCUUUUCGGGCUUCUGGAAAGUCAUGUUUGUUUGAAGCAUUUCUUUACUUGCUUCCUUAAUCUUAGCUGUUUUUUUUUUUAAUAUUCCAACUUUUACAUAUAAGUGUUGUGUUGUUCUCACAUUAAGGUUAAUAAAUACACUGCGUAUAUUAUAGAAUAGACGCUGUCACGAGUUUAAUGACGUUGCCAGUAACUGACGUCGGGCACCAGUGACCACGCCCCCCGGUUGACGGGAACGCGCAUGCUCGCGUCUGAAACGGAAGUGAGUGUGUUUUUUUUCUUCACUUCUCUUAGAGCGGCUCAGGGAGCUGCAACCUGAGCACCGCGGAGGAUAAACAUAUACACACACCUCAUGUUUAUGUUAUUCCACACGGGAGUAAACAAGCGUAAUAACAGCAACAUAGUAAGGGCACGCAGUCGACAUCCGCUCGGUCGCUGGACCGACUUCCCUCCCGGUUAUCGGACACCGUUUCCCCCCCACGCUACUGGAGAAAACCCCUUCGCAUUCCUCCACGCAGAGAGACCGAGUGGGAGAGCUGCCGCCGCACUAAACGGCGGAAAGGGGAGCUGGAAGCGGCCUCUGUGCGAGCUGGAGGCGUUAAUUCACUUCCGGGGCUGCUUUUGGAGGUCUAUGUAAUGUCGGGACUCCCAGAGUGCUUGUUUGUUAUGCACUGACGACCCAGGACGCACCACGAGAUCCUCGCUUUGAUGAAUAAUUUACGGUCUCGGUUCGAGGCGCCUGCUGCUCCUGCUCCUGCUGCUACAAAGCGACCAUUGGCUGCGCCCGUCGCCGCCUGAACAAGCCCAGAUGGUGGACUAGAGAGAAAACGCCACCUAAGUAAAGACACAAACAGAGAAGCGCAAAUGAGCAUUUAUAUCAGGAUUUGAAAGACAUUUAUACGCGUCUGGGUGUUGCUUGUAUCCACAGCUCCGUUGUCAUGUUGCCGAGUCGUUGGGGGAGGAGAGACGGAGUCAUUCGUACUUCGACGCCGAUUCAGUGUCAUUCCACGCAAGGGUUCGUUUUAUGAUCCUCAACGAAGCACAAUCUCGGAGACUCUGUAUCGAGGCGUUCACUUCGUCAAUUGUCCUUUUGUUUGUCAGAUUUUAGGAACGUGACGCAGUU